Rhinolophus ferrumequinum (greater horseshoe bat) is the source of this 2059-nucleotide messenger RNA. RefSeq names its product protein interacting with PRKCA 1 (gene PICK1). Gene Ontology annotation, biological process: positive regulation of receptor internalization; regulation of Arp2/3 complex-mediated actin nucleation; receptor clustering. The record is from RefSeq and is a predicted model, not a curated record. The coding region runs from base 281 to 1534 and encodes 417 amino acids. The transcript has 13 exons. Lineage: Eukaryota; Metazoa; Chordata; Mammalia; Chiroptera; Rhinolophidae. Gene Ontology annotation, cellular component: postsynaptic density; postsynaptic early endosome; neuron projection. Gene Ontology annotation, molecular function: phospholipid binding; protein kinase C binding; protein domain specific binding.
GGCGAGCUUCCGUCAAUACUUGUUCUCUUUCCUGGUUCUGGGAGUCCCGGGAGCCAGGGAGGGAAGAGUUGCUUGCAGGGACUGGGGUAAAUACCCGGGGGGGAAGGCGGGACUUCCGUGUCCGGCCGGAAGUGACGCGACAGUCACGGCCGCCGACAGGUGGAACGGCAGGUGGGUACAGGUGCCAGCCUGGCUGGGACGCGGCUGUGGACCGACGCUUCCGCUCCCUAUUCCCCUGCGGAACUGGGCAGUUAGCCAGCCCACUUCAACUCUCCGAACCAUGUUUGCAGAUUUGGAUUAUGAUAUCGAAGAGGAUAAACUUGGAAUCCCUACCGUGCCCGGGAAGGUGACCCUGCAGAAGGAUGCUCAGAACCUGAUUGGGAUCAGUAUUGGAGGAGGGGCCCAGUACUGUCCCUGCCUCUACAUUGUCCAGGUAUUUGACAACACCCCGGCAGCCCUGGACGGCACUGUGGCAGCUGGCGAUGAGAUCACUGGUGUCAAUGGCAGGUCAAUCAAAGGAAAAACUAAGGUGGAGGUAGCGAAGAUGAUUCAGGAAGUGAAGGGGGAGGUGACUAUCCACUACAACAAGCUGCAGGCGGACCCCAAGCAGGGCAUGUCCCUGGACAUUGUCUUAAAGAAGGUAAAGCAUCGGUUGGUGGAGAACAUGAGUUCGGGGACCGCCGAUGCGCUGGGCCUGAGCCGGGCCAUCCUGUGCAAUGACGGGCUUGUCAAGAGGCUCGAGGAGCUGGAGCGGACCGCCGAGCUCUACAAAGGGAUGACAGAACACACCAAGAACCUCCUACGGGCCUUUUAUGAGCUGUCACAGACACACCGGGCCUUUGGGGACGUGUUCUCCGUGAUUGGGGUGCGGGAGCCCCAGCCGGCUGCAAGCGAGGCUUUUGUGAAGUUUGCCGACGCACACCGCAGCAUCGAGAAGUUCGGCAUCCGGCUGCUGAAAACCAUCAAGCCGAUGCUGACGGAUCUGAACACGUACCUCAACAAAGCCAUCCCAGACACUCGUCUCACCAUCAAGAAGUACCUGGACGUGAAGUUUGAGUACCUUUCGUACUGCCUGAAGGUGAAGGAGAUGGACGACGAGGAGUACAGCUGCAUUGCCCUCGGGGAGCCCCUGUACCGCGUGAGCACAGGCAACUACGAGUAUCGCCUGAUCCUGCGCUGCCGUCAGGAGGCCCGUGCCCGCUUCUCCCAGAUGCGCAAGGAUGUGCUAGAGAAGAUGGAGCUGCUGGAUCAGAAGCAUGUCCAGGACAUCGUGUUCCAGCUGCAGCGCUUCGUGUCCACCAUGUCCAAGUACUACAACGACUGCUACGCGGUGCUGCGUGAUGCUGAUGUCUUCCCUAUCGAGGUGGACCUGGCCCACACCACGCUGGCCUACGGCCUCAGCCAGGACGAGUUCACUGAUGGGGAGGAUGAGGAAGAGGAAGAGGAUGAGGACACGGCAGCCGGGGAGACAUCCCGGGAUGCGCGAGGGGCUGCUGGGCCCCUGGACAAGGGCGGCAGCUGGUGUGACUCCUGAGUGCGUCCCGGGGUGCAGCUUCGGGGGUAGGGGGAGGGGGAGGAUGACAGCAUGGGAGCGGGGCGCAUAAAGGCCUGCUGGCUUGGGCCGCCUGCCUCCCUUCUCCUCUGUCCCGGCACAGUGAACCGGGCUCCCGCCCAGGAAAGGCCCCGGCCGUGACCUGCACCUGGACACUGGCCCCCCACCUUCCUUCCCCACCUCCCCAGCCAGAAGGUAGCUCGGUCUCCACUGCCCUGGGGAGGAGAGAGGGCAGAAAGGAGGAGGGGUUGGAGGUGGCAGGAAGCCCAGGAUCCGUUCCUUGUGGGCACCUCCGCUGGCCCCACCUGGAACCCGCGGGGAGUGGGGGGCUGGGGGUGGCAGCCGAGGCUGGGCCAGUGUCUCAUGUACACCCUCACCUCACCCCAGGUCGGCCCCACCCCAGGCCACGCUCACACCUCGCGGCCUUUAUUUAUUUUAUUCCCUUUGCUCAGCCCCUUUCCUGGGGAAGGGCGGGGCCUGUAUUAAAUAAACCAACCCCGAUGGAGC